This is a messenger RNA of Peronospora belbahrii, 621 nucleotides long. NCBI's taxonomy places the organism in Eukaryota, Oomycota, Peronosporomycetes, Peronosporales, Peronosporaceae. The record is from the annotation of a GenBank genome assembly.
AUGAAUAAUACUACGCUGACUCCAUUAGAUGACCAUGAAUAUCCUGUAGUACUUGGCAAGUCAUUGACUGAGACGGAUGACGAGGUACAGGAGGAUCAACAGCCAAUUGAUAAUGUAUUCGUGUCUUUCGGCUAUGAAUUCCAGCCUGCAUCAGUGGAUAAAAGUACGCCUGGUCUUGUGAGUGUCGAUAGUUCUAACGGUGUGAAUGUGCUCAUGAGCUCAUCAACUGGAGCUGCUGGAGGCGUUAAUUUCAAGGGAAAACUGGUGGAGCACAAGGAGACUGAUUGUCUGUUACUAUUUGAUGGUACUGGCUUUCGACUUGAACGCUGUCCAUUUUCCUGUAUGCAACUGCGUCACGUGCGUGCACCCACGCCGCGGCGACGUGUAAAACUUGAGUCCAAGGAAGAAAAAACUGAUAGUGUUGCUGAUGCAACACUGGUGUCUAAGAAAGCAAGCACUCCAACAACACGCAUGACAGGAGAAGCUAGAAAAAGAUUAGUGAGCACAUCCAAGCGCAUUGGUAGCAAACGUGUGGCUGAAAAAUCAAAUGCAGCUGAAACUACGAAAAAACGACAAAGAGGAAGACCGAAAGGCUCGACGAAAGCAGCAACGAAAGCUUAA